AUGUCCAAACCAGACUUCAAAAUCAUCCUCAAACAAGAAGAGGAUCGGCUUCGCCUCCUUCAUCCCACACCGGCGGACGUGCCAGGAUGCAUUAGCGUGUUUGAUGACUAUCUUAGUUGCGGCGCCAUACGGUCACAAGUCAAGGCCGUCUACCGGUUUGGCAAAAGGUCAAGUUGCGAGCAAAAAUUCCAAGAUUUCAAGUUCUGCCUGUCGUUGAAAACCAUGCAUCCAGAGGAACAACGAGAGGCCUGGAUUCGUCGUCGCGCAGAGUGGUGGGCACACAGACGGCAGGCCAAGAGCAGUGAGGAUGUGUGGGACAUACGAGAGCGGCCCCUGGAGAACUUCCCCAAACACAUAACAGAGGAACUCAUGCGCGAAUCCCAGCCUCGGCCUCUGCAAUUCUUUGAUUUUCGGACUCCGCCAGAACGCGCUAUUGAAACUCAGCUCGAUGGAAAAAUUGAACGCGUCGCGUUCAUUAAUCUUCUCCUUCAACACCAAAUACAAAGAAUGCCUCCACGAGGUGCUAAACGCCAGAGAGAUUCUUCUCCUGUCCCUGCGACUUCGUCUCCCCGACAACGUACCCCGACGCGUCGCAACUCCCAGUCAUCGCUUCCACCGUCUUCCCCUCCCGCUCCUUUCUCGGACACCGACGAUAGUGUCGACGAUCGGGAUGCUGUACAAGAUGUAGAUGAAGACGAGGAUGCCGAGGGCGAAGAUCUAUUUGGCGAAACUCUUGAAGCAGAUUAUGCCCCCAAUGAAGUCCUUGACCGAUAUUCCGAUGCUGGUAUAGAUGACGAUGAAAACGUCGAAGAGCUUUCUGCUGCUGCUCGUCGCGCGGCUGAAGCGAAGAUGGCCCGUAGGGACCGUGCUGAACGCGAUGGAAAGAAAGGACAACGCGCGGCACGUCGUAGCCGCGCUCCUGCUUUCCUUGGAAGCGAUGCAGAUAUGGAAGACGAAGGUAUAGAUGAGCUUGGGUUGGCAAGCAUGAAGAUGCGCACAAGGAAACAGUAUGAUGAAAGGCGUGAUGCGGAUGAUCUCGACGGCGUUGACGAUGAAAUCCCUCUGGAACAACUUAGCGACAUCAAAGCCAAGUCGAUUGUUGAGUGGAUUGCCCAUGAUCGUGUCCGUCGCUCGAUUGCCCGCCACUUCCGACAUUUCCUGAUGACUUAUGUGGAUGAACAUGGGGCAUCUGUCUAUGGCCAAAGGAUUCGUAGCUUGGGAGAAACUAAUGCCGAAUCUUUGGAGAUUUCAUAUCUUCACCUGGCAUCCUCGAAGCCCAUUCUUGCGUAUUUCCUUAUCAAUUCGCCGACCGCCAUGCUGGAAAUCUUCGAUGAGAUUGCACUCGAUGCCAUAGUGGUUCAUUACCCGGCCUACAAGCGAAUUCACUCCGAAGUUCAUGUCCGCGUUGCCGAUCUUCCUUUGGGUUCAACGUUGCGAGAUUUGCGUCGAGCUAACCUCAACAACCUUGUCCGUGUUUCAGGUGUUGUUACAAGGAGAACUGGGGUGUUCCCCCAAUUGAAAUAUGUCAAAUUCGACUGUCGGAAAUGCGGUGCUGUGCUCGGUCCAUUCUUCCAGGACGCGUCUAGGGAAGUGCGAAUCAGUUACUGUGCUAAUUGCGAAAGUAAAGGCCCUUUUACAGUCAACUCAGAACAGACCGUAUACCGCAAUUACCAGAAAAUGACCUUGCAAGAAUCUCCUGGUUCAGUGCCUGCUGGCCGUUUACCCAGACAUAGAGAAGUUAUUCUUCUAUGGGAUCUAAUCGACAGCGCCAAACCCGGAGAAGAAGUGGAAGUGACCGGCGUGUACCGGAACAAUUUCGACGCAUCUCUAAACUCUAAGAACGGGUUCCCGGUCUUCUCCACAAUCAUCGAGGCUAACCAUAUCAACAAGAAGGAAGACCUGUUCGCGGCGUUCCGUCUUACUGAAGAGGAUGAAAAGGAGAUACGCAAUCUCGCCAAAGACGAGCGCAUUAGGAAGAGAAUAAUUAAAUCCAUUGCUCCGUCUAUCUAUGGGCACGAAGAUAUCAAAACUGCCAUCGCCCUCUCGCUCUUUGGAGGUGUACCUAAGGAUAUCAACCACAAACAUCGUAUUCGUGGAGAUAUCAAUGUGCUUUUGCUCGGAGAUCCUGGUACCGCUAAAUCUCAAUUCCUCAAAUAUGUCGAGAAAACAGCACAUAGGUCGGUUUUUGCCACUGGCCAGGGGGCCUCUGCCGUCGGUCUCACGGCGAGCGUUCGAAAGGACCCUAUAACACAGGAGUGGACACUUGAAGGAGGUGCUCUGGUCCUUGCGGAUAAAGGAACAUGUUUGAUCGACGAGUUUGACAAAAUGAAUGAUGCGGACCGAACGUCUAUCCACGAGGCUAUGGAACAGCAGUCUAUUUCAAUAUCCAAGGCGGGUAUUGUUACCAGCCUUCAAGCUCGUUGUGCUAUUAUAGCUGCUGCCAAUCCGAUCCGUGGGCGUUACAACCCUACAAUUCCAUUUGCCCAGAAUGUAGAAUUGACAGAACCUAUCUUGUCUCGUUUCGAUGUUCUUUGUGUGGUCAAGGACACAGUGGAUCCUGUCAUGGAUGAACUUCUCGCUCGCUUUGUAGUUGGCAGUCAUCUUCGCAGUCAUCCGAAAUUCGACAAAGAGACUGAGGAAAUUGACGUAGGCACCACCCUGGAUGCAGAUAUUAUUCCGCAAGAUGUUUUGCGCAAGUACAUCAUGUACGCGAAAGAGAAGAUCCGACCCAAGCUGUUCGACCUGGACCAAGAGAAACUUGCGCGUCUCUUCGCAGAUCUGCGACGCGAGUCGAUGGCAACAGGCUCGUAUCCUAUCACCGUUCGUCACCUCGAGAGUAUGAUUCGUAUGGCAGAGGCUAGCGCUAAGAUGGCUCUGCGCGAGUACGUUCGUUCCGAUGACAUUGACCUUGCCAUCGAGGUGGCUGUAGGAAGCUUUGUGAGCGCACAGAAAUUAAGUAUCAAGAAGACUCUGCAAAGGGGAUUCAGAAAAUACCUUACCCAAUCGAAGGACCACGAGGAGUUGCUUUCCUUCCUUUUGGGUAACCUUGUCAAAGAAAAGGCCCGCUUCUAUCAACUUCAGAGACAUGAACAGCCCGACAAUGUGGUUGUCAAGAUUUCUGAGCUCGAAGAAAAGGCCAAGGAACACGAAAUCUACGAUGUUUCGCCAUUCCUGAGGUCGAAGCUUUUCAAAACAAAUGGAUAUAUUCUGCGAGACAAAGCCAUCGAGAAACAUUUUAGAGUGGAUUGA
Psilocybe cubensis is the source of this 3249-nucleotide messenger RNA. RefSeq lists its product as uncharacterized. The transcript is spliced from 13 exons. Gene Ontology annotation, biological process: mitotic DNA replication initiation; DNA replication; double-strand break repair via break-induced replication. Gene Ontology annotation, molecular function: single-stranded DNA helicase activity; 3'-5' DNA helicase activity; single-stranded DNA binding. The record is from RefSeq and is a predicted model, not a curated record. Bases 1 to 3249 code for a protein of 1082 amino acids. Gene Ontology annotation, cellular component: MCM complex; nucleus. Lineage: Eukaryota; Fungi; Basidiomycota; Agaricomycetes; Agaricales; Agrocybaceae.